CCUCUUUUUCGUCUUUACGAAUGAUGGGAUAUUCGCGCCGAAUAUUCUGAUCAAUCUCUUAUAUGACUCCUUCCUCCUCCCCCCGCUCUCCCUCCCCUCCAUUAUCGCCGUCCGAUAGUCGUCCAUUCUUCUGAAAGGUUCCGUCAGCUUUUCGCCGGGAGCUGUUCCAAUUCGGCACAUUCUCUGUAUUUACUGGAAAUAACGCGGAAGGAGAAGUAGGAGAGAGAUGAAGUUCGGGAAGAGCCUGAGCAAUCAGAUCGAGGAGACGUUGCCUGAGUGGAGAGAUAAGUUUCUUUCGUACAAGGAAUUGAAGAAGCGUCUGAAGCUAAUUGAUUCGAAAGGUGGUGAGAAGAGUAGUAAGCGGCAGAAAUUUACAGCCGUGGAUUCUACCGAUGCCGGAGAGAAGGAAGCGAGCGUGAUGACUAAAGAGGAGAGGGAUUUCAUCUAUUUGUUAGAAGACGAGCUCGAGAAGUUUAAUUCAUUUUUCGUUGAGAAGGAGGAAGAAUACAUUAUUAGAUUAAAGGAGUUGCAGGAUAGAGUAGGAAAGGCAAAGGAUUCGAAUGAAGAGAUGAUUAAAGUACGCAAGGAGAUCGUUGAUUUCCACGGCGAGAUGGUCUUGUUGGAGAAUUACAGCGCCCUGAACUACACCGGAUUGGUAAAGAUCCUCAAGAAGUACGACAAGAGAACUGGUGCUCUUAUCCGAUUGCCCUUCAUCCAGAAAGUCUUGCAACAGCCAUUCUUCACCACAGACUUGCUUUACAAGCUGGUGAAAGAAUGCGAGAUAAUGCUGGAUCACCUCUUCCCCAAGAAUGAGCCAUCUGUACCAAGUGAAGGUACUGAUGUGGUUGAAGAUUGUGACUCAAAGCCAGCUGAAACCCAGAAAGGCAAACUGCUUUUAGGACCCAAGGAACUUGCAGAGAUUGAGUAUAUGGAGAGCUUGUACAUGAAGAGCAGCAUUUCAGCCCUUCGGAUCUUGAAGGAGAUUAGAAGUGGAAGUUCUACUGUAAGUGUGUUCUCGUUGCCGCCAUUACAAAAUAAUGGGUUGGAGGAAACCUGGAAAAAAAUUCCUGUUUUGGAGCAAGCUGCGAAAUAGCCGCGAAUAGAGGGAAAAACUAGGGGAUGGAUAUGCUUUUCUUACUUUUUUUUCUUUAAAUUUGCUUGGGUGAGGGAAGUAUCUCAAUUGCUAAUUGAGCUUUUUUCCCCUUUUCUUUACCUGUAAUACGUCUGGUUACAUGUAUUAGGUGCUAACACAGAGCUGCUGUAAAUGUUCAAAUUACAACUCGACUAAACUUCAAUAGUAGAUAAUUUCUGUGUGAGAUUUGGCAUUUGUAUA
Messenger RNA from Nelumbo nucifera (sacred lotus), 1333 nucleotides. RefSeq names its product SPX domain-containing protein 1-like. Lineage: Eukaryota; Viridiplantae; Streptophyta; Magnoliopsida; Proteales; Nelumbonaceae. Gene Ontology annotation, biological process: cellular response to phosphate starvation. The record is from RefSeq and is a predicted model, not a curated record.